GCUACCAUCCAAUCUUCCUUUGUGUUAGUGAGUGAUUCAAAUUUAAGGGGAAUAAAGUUUUUGAAAAUAAAUUAAAAAUAGUGUCGGGAAAGAAAAAUACAAUAAGUAUCUAAGCAGAAGCAUUUGGUGUAGGUUAAACCAUUUCCAUAUUCUUCCCUCUUCUGAAGUUGAUGUAUAAUUCUUCAUGUACAAAACUUCCAAUUAUAUCUUGAAUGUUACAUAUUUCUCUUCCUUUCAUGUUCUUUCACGUUGCUUCAGAACCAUCUAUUUCCUCCUUUGGAAUCUCCAACAAUGUUUGGUUCUUUCGUUGCCUUGGCCUUGACCCUUAACCAAAUAUAGUUUCAUUGUUCCUUUUCCAACACCAAAGUUGUAAUCUUUUGGUGUUUUUUUCAUCUGGGUCAUUGUUAGAUUUCAAGAAAAAAGACAGCAUGAUGAAAAAGAUGGUUUUUGAGAAGAACAAGAACAAGGGAUGUCAGAAAACAGAGAGAAAUAAUAGGUUCUUGGUUACUAUUAACAUCAUGGGAAGUUCGGGUCCUAUAAGGUUUGUUGUGAAUGAGAAAGAGCUUGUUUCUGGAGUCAUUGAUAGUGUUCUUAAAUCAUAUGCAAAAGAAGGAAGGCUUCCUGUUCUUGGUUUCAAUGCUGCUAAUUUCCUUCUUUACCAUCCAAAUGCAGGAUUUGAUGCUCUGAAUCCAAUGGAACCCAUAGGAUCUUAUGAGGCAAGGAACUUUGUGCUUUGCAAAAAACAAGAGUACCCAUCAAAUAAAGAACCACAAUCAGAGCUGAUUUCUUCAAAGAGGAAUGGUGGAUGGAAAGCAUGGUUGAACAAAUCAUUUAGUUUGAAAAUCUUAUCACAUUGAAUUACAUGUGAAUUAUGAAAGAUGUUCUAUAAUUCCAUUUGUGUUCUAAAUUGUGCUCAAUGUCACACUAUAAUAUAUGAUAGUGGCCUAUAUUGAAGUGUAUAUGUUCUUCACUUCAUUAUUAAGUACAAAUGAUACUUGUAACAUGCAAGUACUUGUGCUGAUAUUGACUUUGAAUUUGAUCUAUAAUCCAUUCUAGCUUAUGAAGUCAAGUUUGGAAUAUAUAUUUCAAAGCAUAAAUGGGGAAUGAGAUUCUCAUGAUUGAAGGUAGCCAUGGUUGUUUAAAGAAAGGUUGUGAGUUAAAGAUUUUUUGUUUGUUUUUUAUGGACCAUAGAAUGUGGUAAGAUGAGAAUAAGUUUUUGGGAUUAGCCUCUUCUCAUAUUAGAUUAUUAUGAUUGUUCUUUUAAUCAAUAAAUGUUAGUCUCAAAUUAGAUCUUC
Molecule: messenger RNA, 1295 nt
Organism: Trifolium pratense (red clover)
Lineage: Eukaryota; Viridiplantae; Streptophyta; Magnoliopsida; Fabales; Fabaceae
Exons: 2
Coding region: 429-857 (142 amino acids)
Source: RefSeq, a predicted model, not a curated record